AUGAGUGCUUUGCAGAAGAUUGCCGAGAUAGAGGCCGAAAUGGCCAGAACGCAGAAGAACAAAGCGACGAAUGCCCACCUUGGUCUGCUAAAGGCAAAGCUUGCGAAGCUUCGAGCCCAAAUCGUGACCGAGGGCACUAAAGGAAGUGGGGGAGGUGGAGGACAGCAAGGCUUCGAGGUCUCGAAGACGGGAGAUGCCCGAGUUGGUCUCAUCGGCUUCCCCUCUGUCGGAAAAUCCACUUUGCUGAACAAGAUGACGGGAAGCGCCAGCGAGGUUGCUUCCUACGAGUUCACCACCCUAACUUGCGUCCCCGGCGUCUUCAACUACAAGGGUGCCAAGAUCCAGCUGCUGGAUCUGCCCGGUAUCAUCGAGGGCGCCAAGGACGGCAAAGGCCGCGGCAAGCAGGUCAUUUCAGUGGCCUAUAGCUGCAGCUUGAUUCUGAUAGUUUUGGACGUCAUGAAACCGAUUCUGCACAAGCGGAAGAUCGAGUACGAGCUGGAAGGCUUCGGGAUACGGCUAAACAAGAAGCCGCCAAACAUAUUGUUCAAGAAGAGGGAAAAAGGAGGGGUGGCGCUGAAUGUGUCCCCAGGCUGCGUGCUGAAGGACUGUGAUGAGGAGAGUAUCAUGGGUGUUCUUCGGGAAUAUAAAAUCUCCAAUGCGCAAGUCUCCAUCAGAUGUGACGCAACAAUGGAUGACAUAAUUGACACACUCGAGGGCAAUCGAAAGUACUGCCCAGCGAUCUAUGUCAUGAAUAAGAUUGACCAGAUCACAAUCGAAGAGCUCGACAUCAUCGCUGAGGUACCCCAUCAUGUGCCGAUUUGUGCACACCAUGAGUGGAACCUUGACGGACUGGUCGAAAUGAUCUGGAGAUACAUGAGCCUCUUGAGGAUCUACACCAAACCACGCGGACAGAUACCCGACUAUACAGCCCCUGUCAUUCUUCCAGCGGAGAAGAACAAGAUCGAGGACUUCUGCAUCCGGAUACACAAGUCAUUGUUGUCACAGUUCAAAGUCGCGCUUGUGUGGGGAAUGUCGGCGAGGCAUAACCCCCAGAGAUGUGGAAAAGACCAUGAGCUGAUGGACGAGGACGUCGUGCAAAUCAUCAAGAAGGUUGGCUAA
Molecule: messenger RNA, 1119 nt
Organism: Symbiodinium natans
Lineage: Eukaryota; Dinophyceae; Suessiales; Symbiodiniaceae
Source: the annotation of a GenBank genome assembly